Molecule: messenger RNA, 1984 nt
Organism: Nasonia vitripennis (jewel wasp)
Lineage: Eukaryota; Metazoa; Arthropoda; Insecta; Hymenoptera; Pteromalidae
Product: ornithine decarboxylase
Exons: 7
Coding region: 613-1896 (427 amino acids)
Cellular component (GO): cytoplasm
Molecular function (GO): ornithine decarboxylase activity
Source: RefSeq, a predicted model, not a curated record
UUCCGGUAGCUCGAUCAGCCAUACACGCGCACACCUAUGUACGCAAGUGGAAAAACGACGGACGGCCUCUAACGCGCUAGAUAUUGUAGCUAUCUAUAUAUUAUUAUUUUUGUUACCGUUAUUGUUGUUAUACCCAUUAAAUAUGGCCCUAUACCCACCAUGACGUUAGUUAGAAAGAUAAUUCGUUUCCUUCCCCCCACAUAUUUAAUAGCAACUUAGAAGGUAUGCUCUAUUUUUUUUAAUACACAAAUAUAUCGCAGCUACAGCUGUACGAUGUGACGUAUUUUAUAUGUAGAGUCAACGAGGAAGUGUCGGGACAAUCGGGACAAUAGCGUCACGGUCAAUAGAUAAAGCAAGUGGCAAGCUCGCAAAGUCCGAGCAUACCACCUGAUCCAUGCCUUAUCAGUGUCGAUGCGGUGACCAAUUGCGAUAGCUAAUUGUCCAAGCGCGGGCAGUUUUCAAAUCCAGUUCUGCAGAUCCAGUCAACUUGGCCAUACCGUUCUUUUUUCCUCUUCUUGGUUAUACAUUACUUUCGUGUUGAACAUUCACGCUCCUGGACUUGAACGAUAUUAUACGACUACUUUUCACGAAUUGUCAAAAAAAAAAAAAAAAAUGGCUACCUUCGAUUUAAGUGAAAUAAAAAUAGUCGACGAUCAUACGUCAGAAUUAGAAAUGUUGAGAAAUUUAGUGGACGAGAAGGAUGAUGAAAAUACAGUACACCUGUUGAACGUUGGAGAAAUUAUUCGAAAGCAUCAACUCUGGAUACAGAAGAUACCAAGAGUGGUUCCUUACUAUGCCGUAAAAUGCAAUCCGAAUCCAACGAUAAUAAAAGUCUUGGCAGCGUUAGGAGGGCAUUUUGAUUGUGCAUCCAAGGGAGAAAUCGUUCAAGUUAUGCAAUAUGAAGUACCAAGUGAUAAAAUUAUUUUUGCUAAUCCGAUAAAAUUUCCAUCCCACCUAGAAUAUGCUAGAAAAGUUGGAGUAGAUACAAUGACAGCUGACAGCGAAGAAGAGUUGAAAAAAAUUAGAAAACUUUACCCAGAUGCAAAGGUUGUAAUACGUAUUCGUUGCGAUUCAACAGUCAAGACUGCGAGAACUCACUGCUUAGAUGACAAAUUCGGAUGUGAUCAUUCCAGUGAUGCUGUUCAGUUAAUAAAAAUGACUUUGGAUCUUGGUUUACAGCUCCACGGAUUUAGUUUUCACGCUGGUAGUCCAUGUGAGGACGCAGUGGCUAUUUGUCGUGGAAUUUAUCGGUGUAAAGAUUUAAUCGAUACGGCAAAAACGAUGGGUUGUCGAGAUGUUAAAUUAAUCGAUAUCGGUGGAGGCUUUCCGGGUGAACGAGAUUUCAUACUUGACGAGUUUGCAGACAUGGUUAAUAAUGCACUUGAAGAUAUAGAUUCGUCUGUAGAAAUAAUCAGCGAACCUGGUCGUUUUAUUGUUGCAUCGGCUUGUAAUUCUGCAGCUUACGUCAUAGGUAAGAAAACUGUGAUGAAAGAAAACCAAAAAACUUUUAUGUAUUAUAUCACCGAUGGUGUGUAUGGUUCCUUCAAUGAAGAACUGUGCACUAAUAACUACUUUAGGAGUCCAGUUAGUAGUUUUAGGAAUCGUCUUAUCCAGUCUACAUCAACGGACGACGAAAAAUAUCCUAGCUCAGUGUGGGGUCCUACUUGUGAUUCUUUUGAUGUCGUUUUAAAAAAUAGUAUGCUACCGGAAUUUAAUGUGGGAGAUUGGCUUGUCUGGGCAGACAUCGGUGCAUAUUCGACAAGUUGCGCGAACGAGUUCAAUGGUUUACAAAUCCCAAAAGUACAUCCAAUUAUGAGACGAAAAGACUGGCUAGACUUCUUAUUGAACUAUUUAUCGACUGAAGUGAAAAAUGGGCAAAAUAAUGAAAUUUACUAGAAACACACGUUAUCCUCAAAAAUUCAAGGCAAAAGUAAACAAAAAUUUUGAUCAGACUGAGAUCUAAUAAAUAACAACGAAAACUUUG